Pochonia chlamydosporia 170 is the source of this 261-nucleotide messenger RNA. RefSeq lists its product as hypothetical. The transcript has a single exon. The record is from RefSeq and is a predicted model, not a curated record. NCBI's taxonomy places the organism in Eukaryota, Fungi, Ascomycota, Sordariomycetes, Hypocreales, Clavicipitaceae. Bases 1 to 261 code for a protein of 86 amino acids.
AUGGAAGGGAACUUGGCGGCUUUCGUUGGGGCUAGGAUAUACGCUUCGAUGGAAGGCGUCGAUGCCGUGUUACAUUUUGGUGUUGAGGGGAAGUUGGCAUUGUUGGGAGUUGAAAGUGAGGCAAAGAGGAGAAGAGAUGAGGCAGAGAGGAGAAGAGAAGAAAACAAGAGGUUGGUGACUUUGGGGGAUGGGGACUUUUAUAUUGAAAGGAGGAGGUGUGGAAGUGAGCUUGGAGAAAACACCAUCUGUGUGUGGUGGUGA